Messenger RNA from Brassica rapa (field mustard), 1247 nucleotides. RefSeq names its product protein ORANGE, chloroplastic. NCBI's taxonomy places the organism in Eukaryota, Viridiplantae, Streptophyta, Magnoliopsida, Brassicales, Brassicaceae. The record is from RefSeq and is a predicted model, not a curated record.
CAAAAACCACAGUUCGUAAUAGAGUGUGGUGGUCUCUCUCUCUCUCUCUCUCGGUCUCGAUUUCUGAUUUCUCACUGUACGACCAAAACUAAACCACACAGACACAUAAAAGAACAGGCAAACUAAUUGAUCCGCUGCUGCUGCUGAAGACUUCGAAACCAUGUCUUGUUUGGGUAGGAUCUUGUCUGUUUCCCACCCACCUGAUCCGUACGGUUCGCGUUUUUCAGUUUCAAAGCUGUCUUCACCAGGGAGAAACCAAAGGCUGAGAUGGCGUUUCACGGCCUUGGACUCUGACUCUUCCUCUCUCGAUUCUGAUUCCUCCGACAAAUUCGCUUCCGGGUUUUGUAUCAUAGAAGGGCCUGAAACAGUACAGGACUUUGCUAAAAUGCAAUUACAGGAGAUUCAAGAUAACAUUAGAAGCAGACGAAACAAGAUCUUCUUGCACAUGGAAGAGGUACGGAGGCUAAGAAUACAACAACGUAUUAGAAACACAGAGCUUGGCAUCAUAGACGAAGAGCAAGAACAUGAACUACCUAACUUCCCCUCUUUUAUCCCAUUCUUACCUCCUUUGACUGCUGCCAAUUUGAGAGUCUAUUACGCAACUUGCUUCUCACUCAUUGCUGGGAUCAUCCUCUUCGGUGGCCUACUAGCUCCUACUCUAGAGCUGAAGCUAGGUAUAGGAGGCACAUCAUAUAAAGAUUUCAUUCAAAGCCUUCAUCUACCUAUGCAAUUGAGUCAAGUAGACCCAAUAGUAGCGUCCUUCUCUGGAGGAGCUGUUGGUGUGAUCUCAGCGUUGAUGGUUGUUGAAGUCAACAACGUGAAGCAGCAAGAGCACAAGAGAUGCAAAUACUGUCUAGGAACUGGGUAUCUAGCAUGUGCUCGUUGCUCUAGCACAGGUUCUCUUAUUAUAUCUGAACCAGUCUCAGCUAUUGCUGGAGGGAACCAUUCUGUAUCAACAUCUAAAACCGAAAGAUGUUCAAACUGUUCUGGUGCUGGAAAGGUGAUGUGUCCGACAUGUCUGUGCACAGGAAUGGCUAUGGCUAGCGAGCACGACCCUCGGAUUGAUCCUUUCCUUUGAAUCUGCAAAACAUUCCACUUCCCCCACAAAAUCUAUUUGUCAUUGUAACUAGAAAUGGUAUGUACUGAUGAAUAAUGAGAACUGCAUCCUUUCAUCUGUAUAUGUAACACACACAAUGACACUAUUGGAAGUUAUUACAUAAUGUUAGAUUUGUAUUCGUCUUGCAACA